Molecule: messenger RNA, 3116 nt
Organism: Bursaphelenchus xylophilus (pine wood nematode)
Lineage: Eukaryota; Metazoa; Nematoda; Chromadorea; Rhabditida; Aphelenchoididae
Source: the annotation of a GenBank genome assembly
AUGGCUACAGCCAGCAGGUAUUUUAUAUUAUCCAUGAUGAUUUUGGAACAUCUGAGGAAAAUGUUGAUAUUUUUAUUGUAGAAAACAGAAAUCGACCGUUCGAAUCGUCAAGACAGCGGUCCGGAAAGAUCAAUCGGCCAAGCCAGCGGAUCAGUCGGCCAGAAAAGUUCAAACUGAACAGGUAAAUUUAUAUUAUACUCGACAAAAAAGAUGACUUUUAAAGUCGAAUCUAAAUAAAAUUGGUGUUGUUUUAGUUGAGUUGUGUCUCGACCGAGCAGAAGAGAAUUACAAAACAGCAGACUGUCAAGGAAGGCAGGGAUCUUGAAGAGAAUGAUGCUCAAAAAAAGGCUCUGGCCAAUCAUUUGAGGUCCAUCGCUCCGUUCAACAAGCGAUGGAAUGUAAGAUACGAUUUAUUGGGGCCCAAAUUAUACUUGCAGGUGACCAAGACGAUCAAUGAAGGCACUUUUGGCGUCGUUUUUGCAGUUCAAGACAUCCAAACUGGAGUUGAAGGGGUCAUAAAGGUCGCCAAAUCUGAUGGAAAUGCCCCAGCAAAAUGGGAGGCCUUUAUUUUGGAGAAGGUUAUGAAGGCCGUGAGUGAUUGAAAAGGGAUUUGAUAAGAUAUUAGGAGAUUUUUAUAUUGUACAUGAUGAUUUUUUCAUGCGUAAUAUAAAAAAUAAUCGUAUUGAAAACGAUCGGAUAGUUGGAUUGGACCCUUAAUGCUGCUAUCAUGUCUUCAGAACCCCAAUGCAUCUGUAGUUCGCAUCCUGGACAAGGGAAUGUUGGCCGAUCACAACGGAAACGGGAUGGAAUUCAUGGUCCUGGAGAAGGCCGCCAUCCCCAUUAUGCAAUACAUCUCGAAGUUCUCGGGCAAGGAAAGGGAUCUGCACGUCAGCUUCAUCCUUUUGGACAUGCUCAAAGGCAUCCACGACAUGCAUCGGCAGGGUUUGUUGCAUCGGGAUUUGAAGCCGGACAACAUGGGGAUCCUCAGCAAAUCCCAACCGUUUGCGGUCUUGUUUGAUCUGGGCAUGGUUCGAAUGUUUACUGGAUAUUUUGGAGAGGUCAGACUCCCUAGAAGUGCCGUCUAUUUCCGUGGAACUCCGGAAUGGGCCUCAGGGCAUGCCUGCAAAGGAAGGGAACAGUGCUGGUUGGAUGAUCUGAUCGGAUGGAUGUAUGUGGCUGUGGAAUUGUAUGACGACACCAAAGAACCCAAUCAGCCAUUGCCCUGGACUCAGAGGAACACUACAAAGGUGAUUUUACAAUAUUCCCGGAAAUUUUAAACAUUCAUUUUUUGAUCGCACUUUUCCAUUUUUCUUCUUUGUUUUGUCUCUCGAUCAGCUUCGCUCUCUCGCCUUUAUCACUUUUUCUGUAUUCUGUUUUUGUGUUUUUAUGGAUAAAAAACGUAAAAUGAGAGAGAAGAGGAAAGAGGAGUGCGAGUGGAGAAAAAAAGGCGUUCGGAGAGAGAAGGAAGAGGAAAACGCGGAAGAGAAGAGAAUUGACUCCAAAAAUUUUCAUUCCCCAUCAGAAAAGUAAAGGGUAGUUUUUAUGAAAGACCGUAAUGAGUGGAGUGCAUUGGAUUAAUAUCCCAAAUUUGAGGUUAGCUCAAGUUUCGGCUCGGAUUUCGUGGCCGAAAGGGGAAAUUUUGGAACGUUCAGCUCUUGGAGUUGAACAAAUAUUCAUUUGCAGUGGCUGAAGCGGUCAACUUUUUUUGCUUUUUAGGGAAUUCGUUACCUAAAAUCGGUGUUCGGCCCAGCUCGUCUGAUCUUCAAACGAUGUCCCAAGGAGUUCUUCGCCAUCAAUGCCUAUCUCAUGACUGCCAAUCGUUUCGUACCGCCGGAUUACAACUUUUUGGUCUUCAAGAUCAAUGAAAUUAUUGAGAGACUUCAACGAGAACUUGGAGGGGCUGACAAAUACAAUAGAUACACUUCUGUUGGAGAGGAUUUGAAGGUCCAGCAAAAGGAGAAGGAGGCCAGAGAAAGGGCAGAGUUGGAGCAGAAUCUGGCCAGAGAAAUGGAAACCGAACUCAGAGUAAGUUGAAUGGUUUAGAUCGUGGUUUGAUCGUAACAUUCCUUUCCGCACGAAAUUGGCAAAAGUGUGUGCAAAAUUUGGAGAAAAUCAGAGAGUCCUAGUAGUGUGGUACUUCCCUUGUGAAUUUGCUUAUUUAGAGAUUGGAAGCGAAUAAUUUGGCUCUCAAAGAUGCCAAGGAAAAGGAACUGGAACAGAAGCUGAAGGCAGAAUACGCGAAGAAAUAUGGAAUCGAGAAAUUGAAGGAGAUUGAGAGAAGGCUCAGCGAAGAAAAGCGAAAAGGACUCAAUGAGGACGAACUCAAGGCAAAAGUGGCCAAGAAAGUGGAAAGAGAAAUGAGAAGAGAGAAGAAGAAACUCAAAGAAAACAUCGAAAUGAAACGAAGGACUAUACAGGCAUCCAAACAACUCAAGGUAGGUUAUGUUGUAGUAGAUUGACGAUGUUUUUAGUAACGUUGGAAUGAAUUUAUUUUAUUUCAGGAGGAGCAACUGUCAGAACAGGAGAGGAAAAAGAAGACCCCUGUGCUCAAUUCGACUUCAUCCCCCGAAGAACGCAAGAAAACGACGCAAGGUUUACCUCGAGAUUCAAAUUCGAAUCCAAAGAAGAGAAAAUCGAAUGAAAAGAAGGGAAAAAAGGAAAAUGAAGGAAGAAAAUGUAAGGAAAUAAAAGAAAUGUUUGAUUGUCCUUUUUUGACAUUUUGAUUUUUGAAUUUCCCCAUAUUAUCCAUGACAUUUUAAGCUGGAGUUGGCAAAAAAGUCGUCCAAAAGAAGCGUAGGAGUGAGUCAAAGAAAAUGGUUUUUGGCUCUGCACGUCCAAGGCCCAAAAAAAGCAGCAGAAGCCAGACUCGAACUGAUGUUGCCACUGUAGAUCCUAAUAGUCCGGACAAUUUGACAGCAACUGCACUCACCAAAAGCUCGGAUAAUGUCACCAAACAGUCUGCAUCUGAUCCAACAGUCUCGGGGGAUAAGCAUCUGUCCCUUGUGGAGACUUCGAAGAGACCUCAGGCCGACACGAAGACUGGAACUAGUCCAGCCUUGAAUGUCAGAAAGGCCUCAGGAUCCAAGAAGAGGAAGAAGUUGAAAAAUAGUCAGUGA